Molecule: messenger RNA, 1226 nt
Organism: Chenopodium quinoa (quinoa)
Lineage: Eukaryota; Viridiplantae; Streptophyta; Magnoliopsida; Caryophyllales; Amaranthaceae
Product: CASP-like protein 4B1
Exons: 3
Coding region: 188-781 (197 amino acids)
Source: RefSeq, a predicted model, not a curated record
GACAGCUUUUGAUCCUCUAGCUAAUUAAAGAUUACAGUACAUCAAAUUUCAUGUUAGAUAAAUUGAGCAUAAUUUAUAAUCAAAUUAGUAUACAACUAGCUAAUUAAUUAAGAGCCAUCUUUCUUUAAACCAUUGUUUUUUUUUUUAUUGUUUUGUUUCUUAAUAUAAUUUUUUACAAGCUAGCUAAAUGAGCAAGGUAACGCAGCAACCCGAGAAACAGACCGAGAUUCCUCUACCACCAGGAAGCGACAUGGAGGACGGCGGUGCUAAGGGGAGGCCGGAGUCACACUUCCGGGGAUUAUCCGAUGUUCAAAAAUGGAGGAAGGAGGAUUGGAUGAAAAAGGGAGUGUUGGUUUUGGUUUUAAGGGCAUUCGCUUUGCUCUUUUCUUUCCUCUCUUUCAUCAUUAUGGUUGUUAUCCCUAACUUCCAAUUAAGUGAGCCUAACAGUUAUGUGUUUUCAAUAGCACUGAUUACGAUGGUGUACACGGCCAUACAAGUUGGCAUAAAAGGUCAUGAACUUCGCAUUGGAAAAGAUAUUAUUUCAUCAGACGUCGUGGUUUGGAUUGACUUUAUUGGAGAUCAGGUAAUGACAUACAUGCUACUAUCAUCAGCAUCAACUGGUGCCAUGAAUACAAAUUUAGCAAGGAAUAUGGGAUACGUAAAUCCAAUCGUAGAAAAAGAAUCGACAGCCGUCGCCAUGGCUUUUCUAGCGUUCUUCUCUCUUGCAUCAGCUUCCCUCAUUUCAGGAUACCAUUUGUUCACUGAGUUAUCUAGAUCUUAAUUUAACUAACCGUACUUGAUCGCACGUAUAUACAUCAUUGUAACUUAACAUUGAUCGAUCAAGUUCCUGUUUUUUGUCCUUGUUUUUUUUUUUUUUCUUGUUCUUUCUUCAUUUCAUCUAAAGGAUUUAAUUAGUUUGUUGGAUUAAUUGCUUUCCUCCAGAAAGAGGAAAUAUCUCUUGAAUGUUCAUUAUUGCCGCAUUAAUAAUCAUAAAAUUCAAUUUUUUCUAGUGGGUUUUUUGUAUAUGGAAUUACAUCAUUACGGUACUAUUCUUCCUCUUGUAAAAAAGACAGUUGUAUUACUUGCAUUUUAUUUGUGUUGAAUUAUAGUUUUGUUCAAUAAUAAGGUAAUCCGUAUAUGAUGAGAUAUUGAAAAAGCAAUAAUGAUUAAAGAAACAAAAACAAAACUAGUUGUAUAACAGGAAACUGAAAUAUAUAAUCGAUUAA